UAAACCAGAUGGUCUCUCAGUUAGCUGGUAACGGUUAGCCAUGGUGCUAAGUCAAAUGGAGAGUUUUGCCUCUGCCUUAUCGAAAAUAUAUAUAAUGCGGAACUGACUCUACUGCACCUUAAAGGGAGAAAGAUCUCAGGCUGAUGUGUGACUCGGUGGUUUUCCAUACACUGUGACCCAGACUUACCCUCAAGUACACAGUAGAUUCACAUGCACAGACUUCUGCUGACCCCCACACUCCAGUCUUACAAAAUCCAAAUACUGCAUGCACACAACCUCCAACACACACUGACUAACAACAGCAAACACAGUUGCAGACCUAUUCCGCAGCUUACCACAAACACAGUUACUGGAAUCAUAAUACACAUAUCACCACCCCUCUCCUUCUACCUCUUCUGCUUUCGCCCGCUCCUCCCCUCUGCAUACCUCUAGAGCAGCACAAAAAUUCUCUGCUCUUCCUAAGUUUUGAAUUUGUGCAAGCCACAGUGAGGAACACCACUUCUCUCCCGCUGAGCUACUGAGUCAUGCACAUUGGUCACAAAGGAUAAAAUGUAUGGAAUAUAUUUAUACCAUAUCAGCUUUUUGGACACAUUAAUCUCAUAAGAAUGAGGAUUCCUGCCUCCUCCUCAAUUAUUUGCAGUUAUUUGGCUUUAAACCCAGAACGUUCUGACAAGCAGAGAUGCUCGCUAAAUAAUCUUUUUGGAUAUCUUGGGCUCCUCCUAAACAGUGAGUGAUCAAGAUGAAAACCAUGAACAUUACAUGUUCUGUUAUCGUAUUAUAACAUAGUAAGGUGUACUUAAAUAUAAAGGAAUAUAGUACCAAUAAGUGAUAUUCAAUGAUAUAUACCAACCAUCCAGAAAAAUAAAUGGUUCCUCUGAAGUUAAACCAGACUGUAAUGGGAGGAGAAGCAGAGGCGAGGGAGGCUUCUGGCCCUCUGGAGGAGAGAAAACCUAAAGAAGAAGCAGAGGAGAGUGAGAGGGAGGUGGAGGAGGAGGGCAGAGGUGUACGGAUCCCUCUGCAUCGCUGGGUAAUGCACGGGGCAGUGAUGUUUGGACGUGAGUUCUGCUACGCCAUGGAAACAGCCCUGGUGACGCCAGUGCUGCUGCAGAUAGGCCUUCCUAGGCAAUAUUACAGUUUAACCUGGUUCCUCAGCCCCGUUCUUGGUCUCCUCUUCACGCCCGUGAUCGGCUCAGCCAGUGACCGAUGUACUCUGCGAUGGGGUCGGAGAAGACCAUUCAUUCUGGCCCUGUGUGUGGGUGUACUGCUGGGACUGGCGCUUUUUUUAAAUGGAUCAUUGAUAGGCCUUUCCAUUGGUGUUGGCCCCACCAGCAAUACAGCCGGCAUCGUCCUCACUGUAUUAGGUGUGGUGGUGCUGGACUUCUGUGCUGAUGCCUCUGAGGGACCAAUCAGAGCUUACCUUCUUGAUGUUGCUGACACUGAGGAACAAGAUAUGGCCCUGAAUAUUCAUGCCUUCUCUGCUGGGGUCGGUGGAGCAGUGGGCUACAUGUUAGGUGGUCUAGACUGGACUGGCACGGCUCUGGGCCAAGCAUUUAAAUCACAGGAACAGGUCCUUUUUUUGUUUGCGGGCAUCAUCUUUAUUAUCUCUGUCACACUGCACAUGCUCAGUAUCCCUGAGCGACCUUUCGCUCCAGCCAACAUGUUUAAAGUCACAGGAAGUGGGGAGUCUACCAGCCAGUUGUCUUUCAGGCCUGUUGGCCACAUCCCACCUUUACUUGAUGUGAUUGCAGAAGAGGAUGCUUCUACUCAAGCCCCAUCCCGAGAGGACAAUGAAUCAGAUUCCGAGGAAAGGGAACUGGACUUCCUUGCUGUGGAGCGAGUGCGGAGUAAAAGCGAUUCAGUCUUAGCCAUGCCAGAUGCCACGAUCGAGUUGGAUCCUGACCUCGACCCAGAUGGACAACUUUUCCUGCCAGAGAUGCAUCACUUUCUACCACAGACACAGGGCGAGCUGGAAGAUGCUUUCAAGCCAUCGGAUCACAGUAUUGGGUCCUCGUCUUCUCCUGCUGGACCACACACCCUUACUGAUGGGAUGGUCUUAGAGCCUAAAAAUCCAGUUUUGCCUGAGCAUAAGGAUCCAAAAAACUGUCCUUUUUCUCUCCUUCAAAUCAAUUCUGGCUCAGAAGACUCACAUCUGAGACAGUCCCAGCAGGUCAAGGCUGCCAAUGGUGUCAAUGCUUGCUUGUCCUCUUCUGAUCACUCCAAUGCAAUGAAAGGCCAUGCUUCCACUAAGCUCGGAAACCGCCCCUCCAGCACCUCAGUGUCAUCACGGCCACACCCACACACCUUCUACCGACAACCUUCCUUUACUUUCUCAUACUACGGACGGGUAGGAUCACAGCGCUAUCGACUGCGACAGACAGCACCUUUGAGCCCUCGGCCAAUAACCACCUCCCGCAGUCUGAAUGAUCUGAGUGACCUCCAGCUGUGUGCAGACAGGCGGGAGUUACAGCUGUCAGCCAGCAGUCUGUCAUCUGAGGGCUCAAGCAGUGAGGGAGGACCCGAAAGGGGUACAACUGUUCAACUGCUGUGGUUGUCCAUGUUGAAGAUGCCGAGGCAGCUUUGGAGAUUGUGUGUGUGUCACCUCCUCACAUGGUUCUCCAUUAUAGCUGAAGCUGUGUUUUAUACUGAUUUCAUGGGGCAAGUCAUUUUUCGUGGAGACCCCAUGGCACCAGCCAAUUCCACAGAGCUACAAAACUAUCACAGAGGAGUACAGAUGGGCUGCUGGGGACUGGUGGUCUACGCUGCUACUGCUGCUGUCUGCUCUGCCAUCCUUCAGAAGUACCUGGAUAAUUUUGAUCUGAGCAUUAAGGUCAUCUACAUCGUUGGAACUCUGGGAUUCUCAAUAGGAACUGCAGUCAUGGCGAUCUUCCCUAAUGUUUAUGUUGCCAUGGUGAUGAUCAGUAGCAUGGGCAUCAUCUCCAUGAGUAUCUCUUACUGUCCCUAUGCAUUACUCGGGCAGUACCAUGAAAUCAAAGAGUACAUUCACCACAGUCCAGCAAACACUCGAAGAGGUUUCGGUAUUGACUGCGCCAUCUUAACCUGUCAGGUCUAUAUCAGCCAGAUUUUGGUGGCAUCAGCUCUGGGAGCUGUGAUAGAGGCAUUUGGCAGCGUGCGUGUCAUUCCUGUAGUGGCCUCUGUAGGCUCCUUCCUUGGCUUCCUUACUGCCUGUUUCCUUGUCAUUUAUCCUGAUGUGGAGCCCAGCAGCUCAGAGCAGGACCAGGGCUUGGUGGAUUUGUCUGGAGAUUCAGACCAGAAUGAAGAAAGGACAAGUGACCAGAGACUGGCUCUGCUGAGCCUCACAGACAGAGACAGUUUGAAGAAGACAGAGAAUCACUCUGUUGCCUAAGCAUGAACACGGGAAUAAUGGUUAAGGUUUAUCCUCAUCAAGUACAAGCCACAACAUGCGAGGAUUAUACCAAACACAUCUGAUUCACAUUUUUGACGGUCUGUGCUUUUCUGAAAGAGGGAAAACAUGGAAGAAAGUUGACGUUCCAUUUACAGAAAUCUGAGUGUAAUGGAUUUGGAUAGAUAUCGUCUUGGAGUAGAGGACUGACAAGAAGUAACUUGCUCAGCUUUGGGCGGCUCUGCUUGUCCUGUUGCUACCUCAACCCUAUUAAAAAUAAAUGUUUGGAUGAAUAGAAGUAAGCCAUUAAAACAUAGAGACCCACAAGACAGUGAUGAAACUAACUUAGCUCAGACUACUGAAGCAAACAAACUUCUUUAUUGCGAAAACGUAAAUGGGAAACACACAGGGCACUUUCUCUCUCACUUCUGUACAGUACCGUCACACUGAUGCUGCCCAAUGACGUAAUUUGUGACAUUUUAGUUCACGGAAGCUGCUCUGUUACUGCUUAAUGGACAAUCAUAAUGCUGUAAAAUUGUUACUUUGUUUUCCUCCACAUUACGUAGACUGAAUACAAUGUAAGUAUUUGUUCCAGUCUGUUAAGACGAUACCUUGAAAUGACAUUGUUAUUUUAUAAAUUCCGCAAAGUUUUCAAACGACAGUUAUAACCUUCUACAUGUUGUAGACAUACACAAAACAGUGUUUAAUUUCAUACACUUUUUUAUUCACAUGUAUGGUGUUGGAACUUGUUAACAUAGCAAUCUAGUGUUCAUUUAAAAGUGCUCUUUUAUGAUAUGUUUUAUGUUUCUUGCCUAUACAGAAACACUAAAAUUCUGAAUGCCACAUUCUCCAUUGAAUCAUAAUGUAAUUAAGAGAGUAAGCCACUAGCUGUGAAAAAAAAAUUUUUUUUGGUGCAGCAGUUGACAGAUGAUAGUUUUUGCAUUGCAAUUACUGGGAAUUUACACUGUAAAUUGUAGUUUUAUCAUGGUCUCUCAAAUUGACCUCAAGUGGAUUUGGGUUUCAGUGUGAUUCUACUGCAGGGUGGCAUUAAUUUUGCUUUCUAUCGAAAAAUUUAAAAAGUGUUUUGACAUACACAUUCCAAAUACAGUUGAAAUGGAAAAAUAGCUCAUGAUGAGCUUAUGUUCAUCAUGGCACAUUUGUCAUAUACAGUCUUUAAAAAAAUGAUUGGAUAGAAAUUCCCAGGCAUUGGUAAAGGGAUUUGUAUUGGAAGCUUUGCUUUACAUAUUAGGUUAGUGUGCCUUUCUGAUCAUUUGACGGCUGUAAAACUCUGCCCUGCUCUUCAGAAAGGAUAAAUAGGAACACACAUGGCUCGCAUACUGCCGGCUUCCUUUUACCUCAGAAUAACAAACAUGAAAGGUAGCAGAGAGUCUGCUGGGGGUAUCGUGUGUUUUUAGCAUAGACUCUACCACACUUUAACACACAUUCAGUGUCGCAAACCUAGUGUAAUAAGCUGCAGACUUAUGUACAAUCUUACCUGAGCAGCCUAGUCUCUACUCUCUGAGGACUCGUCUUCAGUAGAACCUUACUAGUGUUGAAUAUGAGAGUUGGUGUAAAUGCCAAGAGCAGCCUUAAGCUCACUGAUGAGGGCAUUAUUUGUUUAAUUUUGGAGGUCAAAUGUCACAUGGUCUGAAACUGUUCCAGAGACCUAUAAUGCUGCAUAUUGAAUGGUAGAGAGGACCACUUCUAUGUAAGGCCAACGACUGAUCUAUGCAGACUUGAAAUUUCCUUGGUUAGGGUGUCAUGACCAAAUGAACCUUGAAGACAAGCACAGGACCCGCUCAGUCUUCUUUCCUCCUCAAAGGAUUGUUCAAAUCAGAGGAGACUAUCUCACAAGUGAAACAACUGUGAAAACAUUGCAGAGAUUCUUAUAUUUCUGACCUGACUGAGAGAAAGAUGUUUAUUAUCAUUACACCCUUGAGAGACUUCUUUACUGUGUUUAUCAGUAUUUGGGCAAUGCUAACAGUAUUCAUUGGACCUUGUAUCCUGCUAACUAUGCCACCGCUUUGCCUGUCAUGACAGAAAAAGUGUCUUUUAUGGUGUGUUUGCUGUCAUUUAGGAUUGAAGGCCUCAAGAUUUACUACAAAGGGAACAUUCUCAUUCUGUGGCUUUUUGCAUCAAAGGGAAAGUGUUGAGAAUUAAUACAAAGUAAUAUAAUCAGUCACUCAUUUCUUUUUGUAAAUAAUGCAGAGACUCUGCGAGUGUGUGUGACAUGGGGUGUGUGCCAUUGUGUUUGUAGGGCUGGUUUUUAAAAGCACCUUCUGACAAGAGGUAAGGGUAUACAGUUUUGUUAGUGUUAGGAAUUCAUUUUUGCUAACAUUAUGUUUUUCAACCAUUUUGAGGUACUCCUCCAGAAAGUCUUUCCAGUUGCAUUAUGACAAGUCACUGUAAAUUGAAACACUACAGGUACACAUUCAAACUUUGUUUUUCACUUUUUUAAGAUAAAGUUUUCCCUGCAGCUUCAAUUUCUGUUACAAAUAAUUAGUUUCCUAAGUUUGUUUCAAUGAUUAACAUCAGCUGGUCUAAAUGUUUCCGAGAUGUUCCCAUCUCACCAAUAAGCUCUGUCUGGUGGAGACACUCCAUUUUUCAUGCCAAACUACUGAACUACGAAAAAGAAUUUCUUGGAACCCGCCCCUCGCUUAUUCAAAUUGUUUAGAUUUUGUACAAAUGUUAAGAAUUUUGGGAUGAUAGUCUAUGUUUUGGUUUGAAAGUCAAUCACUGGUGUGUCUUAAAAUUGAUUUUUGGCUCUUUUUAAUGCUGUACAGACUUUUGUACAAUUAAAAAUGGUAUUUUUGUACCAAUUAUUUGAAAAAAGACAAUGAAUG
Messenger RNA from Xiphias gladius (swordfish), 6204 nucleotides. It is a transcript of the gene slc45a4b, whose product is annotated as solute carrier family 45 member 4b. Lineage: Eukaryota; Metazoa; Chordata; Actinopteri; Istiophoriformes; Xiphiidae. The record is from RefSeq and is a predicted model, not a curated record. The transcript has 13 exons. Gene Ontology annotation, cellular component: membrane. The coding region runs from base 866 to 3364 and encodes 832 amino acids. Gene Ontology annotation, molecular function: sucrose:proton symporter activity. Gene Ontology annotation, biological process: transmembrane transport.